Molecule: messenger RNA, 8229 nt
Organism: Spirodela intermedia
Lineage: Eukaryota; Viridiplantae; Streptophyta; Magnoliopsida; Alismatales; Araceae
Source: the annotation of a GenBank genome assembly
AUGGUGAGGGUUCUUGUUUGCAAGAAUCGGCUACUUCUUCCAGUCCCCGAGCUCAUAGGGCUAGGCAGGAGCCAUCCUCUGCUCUCUUCUUGUUUUCGGCUUCCGCAAUGGCAGUGGGGAAGGCCCUACUCCUCGAGGAUAAGUAUGAGCCUGAGGGCCGGGAUCGUCGGGCUACCAAAUGUUGGAAAAUCGACCCUCUUCAACGCCGUCGUCAGUUCUCUUUCUUCUCUCUCUCGCUCACUUCGAACCUCUUGCUUAUCAGCCGUUCUGGAUUCACCAAAAUGAAUCUCUUUGACAGGGAGAAAUUCCUUCCUCAAAUGUGAAUUAUUAUUUGAAGGAAAAAUAUUGGUGAACCGCCACUGUCCCCCUCAAGAACAUAAUUUAUAUCCUGUUUUUGUCUCAGUGGUAUCUGGGCUAUGCUAAUUAUCAGUAUUUGUCGCAAAAUUAUUGUAAUCCCAUCGAAAGCCUGGGUCUUCCGCCCAUUUUAUCGUCGUUGACGUCUUGUACUUGUUGUUUUAAAUUUGAAUUUUCUCGUAUAUUUUUUCCAUAUUUUUCUUCCUUACCAGUGCGUUGGGCUGCCCUGUGCAGUUAUCGUUCUCAUUUUAUAACCCUUUUUCCCGUCAUGAUUUUGAAUUAUUCUCUUUCAUUUAUACUAGCGAGAUUGUUCAAUUGGACGUACAAAUCAUUUUUUCCAGGUUGAGAAUGGAAAAGCUCAGGCUGCCAAUUUUCCUUUCUGCACAAUAGAACCAAAUGUUGGAAUUGUGGCAGUGCCGGACCCACGAUUGAAUGUGCUUUCCAAUCUAAGCAAGUCCCGACGAGCAGUGCCAGCAUCUAUUGAGUUCGUCGAUAUUGCUGGGCUUGUAAAGGGAGCGAGUCAAGGGGAGGUAUCUUAUGCCAUUAUUCAUGGUGUUUAUAUAUUUUAGAUAUUUCUUCAUUCGUUGUCUUCUUAUUCCCCUGGGGAACCUCCUUUAAAUUGGGCUUCUUGUUCACCAUGAAUAAUAUCAGGAUUUUUUCACAGUUUUUUUCUCAUUCUAGUUGCAAUGAGUGGAGGCUUAUCAUGCUUCACUACAUUUUUAUCAGUACUAUCCUAUCAAGAAAAUUAAAUUUAAAAUAAGAAUCUGCAAGGAAAGCGAGCUGUGCAAGGCUUUAAUGAGAACACACACCAUGUGCUUCCACUUAUAUGAUAUUUCUGUUUUUGAGGAACAGUGAACCAUCAUUGAUGCAAAUUGUCGAAGAAAACUGGGCUAUUCUUUCCAUUAUCUAUUAUUCUUGAGCAUGUUAAAUGAUUAAAAGCUCUAGAUAAAGCUGGUGUCUGUUUGAUAAUAUCACGGAACUUGUGUUCUUGACAUUCUAGUCCCUCAAAAUCAUUCUUUCUUUGGAAUUUUCAGGGAUUGGGAAAUAAAUUUCUUUCACACAUUCGCGAAGUUGAUUCUAUACUCCAGGUUCGGAUAUAGAAGUUGGAACAUUUUUGCCGCCUCUUAUUUCUUAGUCAUCAAAAUGUGAAUAAUCUCCUAUAUUUCAUAUAUGUUUCUUUCAAACACUUUUUCUUAAAGUUUCAAUUUUUAAAUAUUUUUAUUAUGCACAUAUCAUUCAACUUUUGAUAAUUUUCAUGUUAAGAUUCUCGAUUAAUUGCUGGGUUGUAAAGCAAAUAACUGCUCUCCCAUGCCACCGUAAUAGGUUUUUAGUUUGAAAAAAUGUAUCUCGUGGUCUCAUGUUUGCCAUUUGGGAGGUGAAAAUACUGUAUAUUCGUUAUCUCACAUUGAAGUUGGUGUUAUUCUUCAUGAAAUCUGUUAUGUCACAAGAAUUCCUACUUUAAAAAGGUUUUUUUCUUGAAUCUAUAUUUCAAAGAGAGCAAGGUUCAAUAAGUUCAAUUUGUUUCAUGUGUUUGCAUAUCGAAGCAAUCGAGGUUCACUUAAUUUAGUGACCUGAACAUUUUAUUUCCCAAUUGAACCGGGACCCAAUCAACAUAAUGCAUGGAUAAUCUAAUCUGUGUGUAAAAAACUUUCUCUUGAUAAAGAAUAAAAAAACAGGCAAGAUGCUUUGUAAUGAAUGAGGAGAUGACUCGAUUCAAGUGCAUAGGAACAAGAUUUGGGUUGGAGUUCCUAUUUGAUUGUAUAUAGGGCUGAGGUUCUGGCUUUUCGUGAGAGCUGUCUGCACAUGUAUAUCCUUGUAUGUUCUUUCCAUACUGAAUUUGUUGCAAUCGCCUUGAAAAGAAAGGGUCCAAUGCCUGAAAUGUUUGUUAUGGAUGAUUUGAGUUCUAAAACGUGUGAAGUAGUAGUGGGUGACUGGUUUCCCAGGGAUACAAGCAGUUUGCAGCAAAUGUCUCAUGUCUGGAAUCCAUUUGAAUGAGUGUUUCGUUUCUUUUUCAAUAGAGAGAAACGAUGAAGAUAAAUAUCUCCAAAACCUUGGUAUGACAAUGCCUGCAACUUCGGACAGUGUAGUACAUGCAGUUGAAGUUAUCAUCAACAUUUGAAGUUGGACAUCCCAAAUGGUUCCGUUGGUGUAGUCAAUAACAGUGGCAUUUUGGUGCAAACGCAAAUGCUAGCACCAGAGGUACACAGACAAUGGUAUUGCGGAUGGAGUCAUAGCAUGUCUCUGUUGGUGGUCACAAGUGAUGUUCGAGCAGUGGACAAUCCAUAGGUGAGUAACUCUGAAUGGUACACAACAGAUAAUUGAAGUGGUAUCCAUUGACUUUUUCUCAAUGAAUAUUCUCACCUUGAAAAUUGACGAAAGUUUCAUUUUAUUGCGAGUGUGUUCCAGAUGGUGCAUUAAGCUUCUCAUGGACUAAUUUGAGUUACGUGUCUGUUUUUAUAUGACUGGCUAUCACGGUAGGAGACUCUUUCGGGAGCCUGGUUCAGGUUGGAUGGAUCAGCCAGAAGCCAAACCAUAUUGGGCUUGUCUGACUCUACUCUCUUAUGUAACUUGUAUGAUACCAUACAAAAGAAGUAUGGCUUGUGCAAGACUUUACAUGUGUAUUGCCUCUAUAAAAUUUGGAUAAAGUUGAAAUCUUGUUGCUGGGGAUUUCCCUAGUUGGAACCUUGUGUGCCUCAUUCAUAUCAUAGGAUACUUGUGAGUUGAAUGAAGAUUGGAACCUGUAGAACAAUGCUUUUUGACAUGAUUGGCCCCUGGGAUUCAAAAUUACUGGAUCAGUAGGAGAGGAGUCUGAACAGAGGAAGCUAUGCCAACAUGAAUUACGGAAGGAGGGGGAGGGGGAGGAGAGAGAGAGAGAUUUAGUGACUGUAAAAAAUUCAGAGUGGUUUCCAGCAUACCUGGUGGGCAGAGAGAAGAGAGCACACAAUCUGUGGGUCAAGGAUGAGAAUAGGAAAUAUAUAAUUUCAGUUUUUCUGGCAGAGUAGUUCCCAAAGAGGUUUAUUUUUAAUGCAGGCUACUAAAUGACUAAAAUUCGAACGCAACCAAGCUUCUACACUGGAGCUUGUUUUCUGAUAAAUGUCUACAUGAAAAACAUUAACCGAUUUAGCCCAAGUCCCUUGUGCAAUUUUGAGCCAAUCCAGGAUUAUUCCUGUAGAUUUUUAAUAGCUUUGCAUGGAUCUACUACCUGCAAAAAUUUUUUUUUGCUAAUUUUUCUGCCCUUCCCAUAUUAGUGUUUUCUGUCCUACAAAAAGCUGAACGAUAAUGGGUUUUAUAUAUUUGUGAAAUUCAGAAAGUUAUGUAAUAGAAAUUUAAUAGAUUUUUGCAGAUCAAUUUCUGGAGGUUAAUAAUAGCAUUGAUCGUUUUAAUUAUUUGUAUAACUGCUGGAGAUCCAAGGUUCGUUGUUAAUUGUUUUAGUUUCUCAGGUGGUUCGUUGUUUCGAAGAUAAUGACAUAGUUCAUGUUAAUGGCAGAGUUGAUCCCAAGUCCGACAUUGAUGUCAUUAACUUAGAACUGAUAUUUGCAGAUCUCGAUCAGGUAUAGUCAGUCUUUUUAUGCAUCAUUGAUUCCGUCAUAUUGCCUCAUUUUUGUCCACAGACAAUAAUACGCUAUGGUCAGUAUGUUACAUGUGCUGACAAUAGUCCUAUAUUGGUAACUGUAUAAAUAAAUCUAUGGUUAUAAAUAAAAAAUGGUUAUGAGUUGAACAUUCCAGUCAAUCUAACCAUGUGCAUUGAUUAUUCAGACUGAAAAAAGACUAGAAAGGCUCAAGAAAGGGAAAGCAAAGGAUUCACAAUCCAAGCUGAAGGUAAAAUAAUAGAUAGAACGCAUCUCAUGCUUCAAGCUGGAACUGUAACCAAUGGUUCAAAGUUAAACGAUCUGCUGAUGAUUGUUUUUUUUCUUAUAUUCCACGUAGGAGGAAGCAGAAAGAUCUUCAUUGGAAAGAAUUCAGAAGUCUCUUAUGGACGGAAAACCUGCAAGAUCUGUCCCUCUAACAGAUGCUGAGAAGGAAUCUGUGCGGCAGCUCUGUUUACUCACCAUGAAACCUAUCAUAUAUGUAGCUAAUGUUGCUGAAUCAGAUCUGGCGGUUCCUGAGAGUAAUCCUCAUGUCAGAGAAGUGAUGGAUCUUGCAUUGGAGUUGCAAUCUGGUAUGGUGACAGUCUCAGCACAGGUAGGCUGUUUUAGAAUUAAGAUGGUGCUAUAAUUCCAAAGUUCUAUUACGCAAUACUUGGUAUAGAUAUCUGCUAAUGCCAUUAACAAAAAGUUACUCUAUUGCUUUCUCUCCUUCCAACCUUUUAGUAAACUGCCUAAGGAUGCAAUCUCAAUCCUUGAAUCAGUCUUCCCAUCCAAAAAUGGAAGAGCCCAUAUCCUCAGAGGAAAAUUUGCAGUUUUUCAGUCCUGUAACAAUCUCUAACAUCAUGAGAAGCCACUGCCUAUCAAGAACUUUAUGUGCAUACAUUCAUAUAAAAUAAUUUCAUCAACAUAUUAAAGGCCAGUGCGUUUUCUGUUACUAUAAAUGUUAGUGCCUUAAAUUAAAUGUACUUGCUGUAGCGAUUUCCAUCAUCAAAAAAAAAGUGUGCCAAAAAAGUCAGAGAUAAAUGGUAAUAGAUUGCUAGAGAUCGAUUUUAUCUCAGCCCCCUUGAUCUGAUAAAUGGCAUGACAGAUGUUUACAAUGAUAGAAAACCUGGAUGCAAAUAUGUAGUUUGUUACCCCGCCAGUUAUUAUGGUUAUGAUCAUCUCAAGUCAUAUUAGUUCGUUAAAGACUAGUUUAAAAGCUACUAACUUUUCUGUUUGGAGUGAAUGUCUCAUAUGUUGUCAUAACUCUCUUUAAGAUGAAUGUCCUCCAAAAGGUGAUGAUUACUUUUUAUCGAAAUUGUUAUCCGUGUUUUAACACUUGACAUCAUUUUAGUGUUAAACACGUGAAGGGAAUUAAUGAUUGAUAACUUGGAGUCCUUCAAAUUCUUUGAUCUCAUUCAGUGAUUCCUCUUAAUGUUUUCACAAUAUUUUACAGUAAAUCUAUUGAAAAGCUAUGUAUUGUUCUCCCAUGAGAAAUACAGCGUCCUUAAGUUUAUUUGCAAAUGGUAGUGUUACCAUGCCGAACUCUUCCAUAUUAAUCUAGGGUAAUAUUCCUUCCAUUUGCAGCUUAUAAACUUCAACUUGUUUGAAAAAAUCCGUUGAGAAGCAGAAAUAUUGUUUUAAGAAAGGUUGAGAAAGGAACAUGACGCUAAUAGUUUCAUACUAAUUUGAUAGGGAAGAAAAGCGCUUAUAUUCCAUUUAAGCAUUCGGUAAUGUAUGUCUCUAUUGCUGUUGACAAUCUGACCUUGAUGAUUAAUGAUUAGUAGGAUAUCUUGUAACAGAAUUAUGCAUUAUAGCUUAGCAGUUUUGUAGUUUAUUUAAUAAUCAGUGAUAAACAUGGUUUUCCAGCUCCUUCCAUCUCAGUUUGUCUCGUAAGAUCCGACUCACUUCAUGGACUCAGUGAGCUGUGAUACGCUUGACGAUCAGCUGGGUCAGUCAGCUAGGUCUUUAGCGGGGGGGAGACUCUGCAGGAUGCAUUGGAUCCUGAGUCUGAUUCAAUAAAUCCUGGUGAAAAAUUGAGAUUAUUUUGUUCAAGGAUGAUGCAGGAAAUGCUCCUGAUCAAAAAGUUUGUGCAUGACAUGGAAUGAGCUGCGUAGUUGAGACGGAAAUGCUUGUUGAUUGGGUUCCUUUGCACGAAAUAUGUGCGUCCUAAACCCAUCAUAUAUUGGAUGUCGUAUGAUGUGAUGCUUAAAGUACAAGUCUUCUGGAAAGUUCAAUCACCGCACAAUCCUAUAGUGGAUAUGGUUCUGUAUGUGUAUCUAUGCAACUUGUGUGAUUAUUAAAACAAAUUAUUCAGCAUUACCCUUGUGUAACUUAUCCAUUUUGACAUCUUCUAAACACUCUGAUCAGCUGAACAUUAUAACUGUCAGGUUGAAGCUGAGCUCACUGAGCUUCCAUCUGAAGAGAGAGAGGAGUACCUUACUUCUCUUGGUGUCAAUGAGAGUGGACUGGGAAAUCUUAUAAGAACAACUUACAGCCUUUUGGGUUUGCGUACAUACUUCACAUCUGGAGAGAAGGUGGUUUUGUGUUUUGUCAGCUUCAAGAUUGAAUUUGGAAUACUUUCCAUUUUUCUUUCACAGUUGCAGAUUUUCAUUUUGUGUUUCUUUACGUACAGGAAUCAAAAGCAUGGACGAUACUUGCAGGUUUAUUUGCUUGUUAUUUUUUUGCAUUAAUUUCAUCAUCUUCUUCUGUGUUCCUGUUCUCUCUUUUUUGGCUUUAUUUUUUCCACUCUGCUGAAAACCAUAUCUGAUUAUUUACUUUUCGACGUACAGGCAUGACAGCACCACAAGCUGCUGGAGUUAUUCACUCAGACUUUGAAAAAGGCUUCAUUAGAGCAGAGACUGUAAGAGCCUUUAUCUAACUGAUAUAUUACCGUUGCUUUUCUUUGACUUGAUAGUCUAUGUUUUUGGUUGGGGUCAAAUGCCCCUUUUUUCCCUUUCUGCAAAGUAAACCACCCUUUAUUUUUCUUGGAGGUAGAUAAUAAUUUAGUGCAGCGUAUUAAAAUAAUACAACCUUGGAUUAUAAAAACAUCUCCUCUAAGGUGAAGAGAUCCCGAUGAUAGCGAGAACCCCUCACCAUUUGAAGCAAUUUAUUUCCAUAAAGAUUAUGGUGGAGCGCAUGUAAUUUUGUUUAGCCAUUAGGAAAUUAUUGGUCAUCUGGUGGAUUAUAUCUUUCGUAAAUGUCAAAAAAGUAUUGAGCUUACAUCUUUGACUGUUACUUUCAGUUUUUUUCUUUUUCAUUCACAAACUAAAAGACCAAUUCAAAUUUUGCGAAAACAAUGUUUCCAGAACUACUCCUGUCGUACUUGUAUAAUUUUACAUAAAUAUCUUUACUAUUUGUAUGCGCUUGGCUCUACAGAGAAUGUGGCAAAGGCCGGAAAACUAUUAUAUGGUUGACAGAGUUGUAGAUAUUCCUUGGAUUAAUGGAAUGAAUAUGAAUUUUAUUACAACUCAGAAUAACAUUAAAAUUAUAUGCUGUUUAAGCCAAUCUAUGGCAACCUGUUGAUCUUCUUAACAAUCAAUUGCCGGAUGCAGCUUUAUGAGUCUGCAAUUGCCUGUGAAAGAUGUUGAAUCCUCCACUUUAAAGAUGUUCAUAGCUGUUAUUCUGGUUUUUCGCUGGCCAUGAAAUCUUUCUUUACAGAUCGUUAACAAUGUUGUUCCCCGCCAUUGCAUUGGUUUCAUUGGGAGAUUCCCGCCUCCCGCUUCAGACAAUCAUGUUUAAAACAUACCGUUCUGUGCUUUCUCUGUCUCACUGUGAUGUUUGUCAUUGGCCACCUUGAUUAGUUUGUUGAUAUUUAGCGAUCAAUCAUGACAUUGCUCCUUCAUACCUUGAUGAUUUAAACAUCUGCCUCCAACAUUCGCACUACAGGCUGUUCUUUUCUCCCACUUAACCCACAAAAAUGCUUCAUCGCGCCAGAGUUUUUGUAAAAUAGUUAUGUUGUAGAUGGUACUUGUACAGUCACGUUCGUGACCUUUUGAUGCAUCAUAAUCAGGUGUCUUAUGACGAUUUUGUUAAAGCUGGCUCGUUGGCUACUGCAAGGGAAAAGGGACUUGUAAGUUUGACAAAUUCCAACUCAAAUUACUGCUUUUAUUCGUGUCCAGAUCUGUGACAAAGUUGAUCUCAUACGGGUUUUCUCAGUUUCCACAUUCUGUGAUGAAGAUCAUAAGAAGAUUGGACUAUUUUUUGGGUUUAAAUUCUGUAUUCCUCCACGAAUUUUCAGCUGAGAUCUGAAGGGAAAGAUUACAUCGUCCAAGAAGGGGAUGUCAUGCUUUUUAGAUUCAACGUCUAG